This is a messenger RNA of Copidosoma floridanum, 2262 nucleotides long. It is a transcript of the gene rtet, whose product is annotated as major facilitator superfamily domain-containing protein rtet. Gene Ontology annotation, biological process: transmembrane transport. Gene Ontology annotation, molecular function: transmembrane transporter activity. The record is from RefSeq and is a predicted model, not a curated record. Gene Ontology annotation, cellular component: brush border membrane. Lineage: Eukaryota; Metazoa; Arthropoda; Insecta; Hymenoptera; Encyrtidae.
ACCAGCUCAGGUGUAGUCGUGGAGGUAUAUACCUAUAGAAUGAUGAUGUGGAGAAAGUCUGCCUUCCACUUUUAUGUCUUGAGUCUUGUCUGUAGUGAGUAUUAUAAGUACGUACCCUCGACUUUGCACGUCUGCACAUUACCUGCUGCUUGGUCAUCAAUCAAUGUGCCACGCAAAUGCCAUAAUAUACAUUUGCCAGGAAUCUGCAGCCGCACCGACAAGACAAGCGUAUCCUCUACUCGUCGCUUCAAACGUACCAUUGUUAUUGAGGACUGCACUUGGCCCGGUCGCUAUGGCUGUGAAAAACUCAAACGGGACGAGAGUGAAAGAACACAAAAAGAGGGAUGACAAUAAAACUGUCAGGGUCGUAUUUAUAUCCUUAUUAUUGGACCUGCUGGCUUUCACAAUGAUAUUACCACUGUUUCCUGCGCUCCUCGAUCACUACGAGCAAAUUGACAACGGCAAAGGCUUGUACUCGAUGAUUUUACAAAAAGUACACACUUUUGGCUCCCUGGUCGAUGCACCCAGCAAUGUUAAUUCAGUAUUAUUUGGAGGAUUUUUGGGAUCCUUGUAUUCUUUUUUACAGUUUCUGGGAUCACCGAUUGUAGGAGCACUGUCUGACGUUUACGGAAGAAAACCACUCAUGAUUUUGUGUCUCACGGGAAUUUCCAUGUCAUACUUACUCUGGGCUUUUUCUAGUAAUUUUGGCCUAUUCAUAUUAGCCAGAGUACUAGGUGGCAUAAGCAAGGGCAACGUUAGUUUAUCCAUGGCAAUAAUAAGCGACGUUACUUUACCCGCAACUAGAGGGAAAUCUAUGGCUUUGGUGGGCGUUGCUUUUUCAGUUGGAUUUGUGCUGGGACCAAUGAUUGGUGCGACUUUUGCAAGAUUAUCCAUUGGGAGCAGGGAAGGCCAUUGGUACGCGUUUCCAGCAAUGUUUGCAUUUUUUUUGUCACUGUGUGAUUGGUUUUACGUUGUCGUCAAUAUGAAGGAAAGUUUGCCUGUACAUCAAAGAGCAAAAUCUCUGCUCCACGGAAUUUCUGGCGCCUUAACUUAUAUAAAUCCAAAAGAUGCGUUUCAAUUUAACAGCGCCACUGGUUUAUCAGUCCUGGAACUUUCCAAACUUCGGAAAUUAGGAAGAAUUUACUUUUUUUAUUUAUUCAUCUACAGUGGACUUGAGUUCACCCUCACCUUUUUGACGCAUUACGCAUUUGGUUUUACAAGAAUGCAACAGGGUUGGAUGUUUUUGGGGAUUGGUGUGACAAUGGCUGUUUUACAGGGCAGUUGGGUAAGGCGAAUACCGGAGCACAAGACAAAAGAAAUGACGGAACUGGGCUUAUGGCUUGUUAUUCCAUCAUUUAUUUGCAUUGGCCUCGCUGAGAACGUAAUAGUUCUAUGUACUGGGAUUUUCUUGUAUGCAGUUUCCACUGCAAUAGUUGUAACGUGUAUAAUGACAUUAGUAACAAGUAUUGGACCAGAAAACCAAAAAGGGGUUAUAACAGGAAUAUUUAGAUCAUUGGGAGCUUUAGCCAGAGCUUGUGGACCAAUUGUUACUUCGAUAGCAUUUUGGAGUCUCGGAAGUUCAACUACAUAUUUAAUCGGAGCAGCUGCCUUAGUCAUUCCGCCACUGAUAUUGAGGAGUAUUACUUGAAGAGCGUACACAGUGCCUUAAGUAAUUUACAAAGUAAUUGAUUCAAACUUAUUUUCAAGUACCUCUAGUUGUUAGAAAUCAUUUUUAUAGUAUUACUGUAAUUUAAAUGGCAAUCGCAGUUAUUUGUUACACAUUUUUAUAUCAAGCAGCAUACAGUUAUACAUUAUUAACUGAAUCACAUCAGUAGACAUAAUUUUUUUUACGAAUUUUGACAAAAUAUUUAAAGCGUUUUUCAAACUUUUUGAAAUCUUUCAAAUAUUUCAGUCGUAAGAGAGAUUAAAUACAAGUAGAAAAAAAAUGCUCUAUUCCAUGAAAUUAUAAUGAAUAACAUUGCCAGAAAACUAUUUCAAGAAGUAAGAAACUGUUCAGUAUUUUACAUGUUGACUCGUAUAAAUUUUAAAAAAUCCUUAACAAAAGCAUUUUUAAUUUUUAUGAAUUUUUAUAUAACUGUUGCUUAAUCUAUAUAAUAGCAUCGUUGUUUUAAUGAAUACAUACGAAAGGCUGCGCACGCUUGGCGGGCAAAACUGGACUUUGGUGUAUUUCAACCAAACGUUUUGGUAUGGAAUUAAUAAAAAAUUGAUAUUACUAAAAGUAUUUACGUUGAUGAGAUUCAU